Messenger RNA from Linum trigynum, 1031 nucleotides. NCBI's taxonomy places the organism in Eukaryota, Viridiplantae, Streptophyta, Magnoliopsida, Malpighiales, Linaceae. The record is from the annotation of a GenBank genome assembly.
ACAAAAAACAAAUAAUAUAUGCAUUUUUCGUGGAACUAAGGCAUCGCCGACAACAUCCCGUAGGUAGUCAGCUGCUGAAAUCCUAAGGUUUAAGCUGUGUGAAAGUUUUCGAUACCAACUCGAUCGUGCUCCGAUCUCUGGUCGGAUCCGGAAUCAAGGUCACCGUCGAUUUGCCCAACGAGAUGCUCUCCUCCGCCGCGAAGAAGCCUUCAUCUUCUUCUACCCUGACCAUCCGGUCGGAGGCACAGCACUGGACACCUUUUCGUCUCCCCUGGCGACAAGAAAGUGUGAGCGUCGACAAUCCUGUGCAAGAGGCAAGCCUCGAUGGCGACGCUGCCGCAGAGGAAGACAGUGGCCUUGAACGUGAUUUGCGGUGCCAAUUAGACGAUCGACGGUUGGUGGAUCAGAAAGGAAGGGGAGGGGAGGAACUGGUGUAGCGAGUCGAGUUGCGGUUGCUUGUCGAGAAACAGAGUCAACUACAAGCUGAUCAAAUUACAGAUUCUAAGUCCCGAAACCCGUCAAUUCAAACAACAAGAAGCGAGAGAGGAGAAUAGACAGGCAACUCGUUCUUGUUGCUCAUGGAAUCGCCAUUACCGAAUCGCUUCAUCUCCUCCAGCUGCCGGUUGCUCAGCUUCCCGAUCCCCAGCGCGUUUGAUUAUUACCUCCGUCUCGGCAAUUCGAUCUAGUAGAUCAUCUAUCGCCGAUUCGCUGUCGUCUCUGUCGUCGCCCGGCGACCGGUUGUUGCGGGAGCGGUUGGUUAGAUCUCUCGGCGAUAACGAGCCUUGAUGUCCAUAGCAUAUCGACAGAGUGAGAUUCUGCCUCUUUUAAAGAUCAGAAGGGAAUCUCUGGAACAAAAGAGCGGCACAGGUAUUCAUGUGGAAGCCGAUGAUAAUGGUGAAUCCAUGAAUGGCCGCCAUGAAGAAAAUGUUGAUGUUCUUUUUUUAUUCCUUCUCAUUUUUCCGUCACAGAGUCAUGGAAGGCAAACUCAUCUUUCGGAUCUUUGAAGUGAAGAAUAAAUUAAUCAUAUUAUU